CAAACAUGCCUGUGUCAAGCAGCUCCUACAAACCUGUGAGCCAUGUCAUUUUCGACAUGGAUGGAUUAUUAUUAGACACAGAGCGGCUGUACACUGUGUCCUUCCAGGAAAUAUGUGACAGGUUUGGAAAACAGUACACAUGGGAAGUGAAGUCAAAAGUGAUGGGUUUAAAGGCUUUGGAUGCUUCCCAAAUUAUCCGGGACACUCUGGAGCUUCCCAUGACAGCAGAGGAACUCCUCGCUGAAAGCAGACAAAUACAGGAAAGGAUAUUUCCCUCUGCUCAACUCAUGCCAGGUGUGGAGAAGCUGAUAAACCAUCUUCAGAAACACAGCAUCCCCAUAGCGGUGGCGACCAGCUCGGCUGGCGUCACCUUCAAUUUGAAGACAAGCCAACACAAAGCCUUCUUCUCUGGGUUCGACCACAUUGUUCUGGGAGACGAUCCUGACGUGAAGAACAGCAAACCCCAACCUGACUCCUUCCUGGUCUGUGCCAGCAGAUUCAAACCUCCAGCCUCCCCACAGACUUGCCUGGUGUUUGAAGAUGCUCCCAACGGUGUGAAGGCGGCGUUGGCUGCUGGGAUGCAGGUGGUGAUGAUUCCUGACGACAACCUAGACCCAGCCCUUGCCCAGGAGGCCACGCUGUGGCUCAGGAGCAUGGAGGAGUUUGAGCCGCAGCUUUUCGGACUGCCGGCGUACGACUAAAGCCUGGAAACCCAACCUGGAACCACAGCUACGUUAAUUAGCCUCUAGGGGGAAGUAUGAUGGAGUGGGAACCCCAGCUGAUUGUUUUCCUGCGUAGCUCAUCAUGUUGCAGGGAAUAUAAUAUAAUAUUUUUUUGUUGCCAUUUGAUGUUUUUCUGCUUUUGUUUUCUGUUGGAUGAGACAUCACAUCAUUAGUCAAACCCUUAAAGCUGGUUUAUCAGCACUUUCUAUUCUCACUCCUGUUUGAAAGCUUUGUGUCACACUGAUUUUAUCUCUAGAUAUUCCUCCACCUCAGUACAAUGAAUUAAAAGGUAUAAAAAAGGUAAAAGUAAAAGGAAUUAAUAUUUGUCUCUCAGAACAUCCAACCUCAGAACUGGAGGUCAGGAUCAGUGUUAAGGUUUGUAUCAUGGACCUUGACUUAAGGUAUUUUUUCAUGCUGGAUUAAAAACUUGCUUUAAAUGAACCCUGUACCUCACUUUGGACAGUUCAUUUUACAGCAGAAAGUAGUUCCACUGAAAAACUGUCGACAGUGAGGUCUGAGGAUUAUCCGCAGUAAUGGGGACAUUGUUUCUGGACAGAUAAGGUACAGUUGAUGCUGUGAGCACCGCAAAUAAACACAAACCAAGCAGUUAUCUCCAUUGUGUCGGGGUGGAGGCCGACACCUCAUGUGGCACAUAAAACUGAAACUAUCAGCAGGAGUACAUACCAUUAGAGGAAGUGGAGAAAUAUGUCUGUCAUUUGUGUGAAAUUACCCUUUAAUAUAGAUUAUUCACUUUAUUGUAUUUCUUUGCAAAUUGCUACAAUGUCAGACCUCGAGUGUGACACAUAACCAUAGUUAUGUAGUGUAUCUGCUCCAUGCCUCAGGAAGCCUCAGGGUUAGUCAUACCGGUUAGAAAUGAGCCAGACUUUUAAUCAAAUAUCACGAUAUUUUAGACCAAAUACCUCAAUAUCGAUUUUGCAACAAUAUUGUAGAGAUGAUUCUUGAUGCUUUCACAAAACAUUUACACUAUGAAAUUUUUAAUAAAUAAUCAUCAGUAAUGUGGAUACAAUGACAAAGUGGGUAAAAGGUACAAAACAGUCUGGUAAAUUCCAAAAAUCAUAUAUUUUACUGUGAUGCAGCAUUUAAAACCAGGAGAAGACAAUUCUGGUGACAUAUUGCGAUAUUACAAUAUCCAAAAUCUAAGACGAUAUCUUGUCUCAUAUCACGAUAUCGAUAUAAUAUCAAUAUAUUGCCCAUCCCU
This is a messenger RNA of Scomber japonicus (chub mackerel), 1941 nucleotides long. RefSeq names its product pseudouridine 5'-phosphatase (gene pudp). The record is from RefSeq and is a predicted model, not a curated record. The transcript is spliced from 5 exons. Bases 6 to 701 code for a protein of 231 amino acids. Gene Ontology annotation, molecular function: phosphatase activity. Lineage: Eukaryota; Metazoa; Chordata; Actinopteri; Scombriformes; Scombridae.